Messenger RNA from Juglans microcarpa x Juglans regia, 754 nucleotides. RefSeq lists its product as uncharacterized. The record is from RefSeq and is a predicted model, not a curated record. Gene Ontology annotation, cellular component: chloroplast thylakoid. The transcript has a single exon. The coding region runs from base 57 to 569 and encodes 170 amino acids. Lineage: Eukaryota; Viridiplantae; Streptophyta; Magnoliopsida; Fagales; Juglandaceae.
AAAAAUGCCUGACCACAUAAACGCUCGAGGAUCAGCAUAGUCCCACCACAGCGCCCAUGGCUUCCACAAUCUCACCGCUGCUCCAAACCCUCUCACACGGCCGUCUGCGCGAUGCGCCCCUUAUCUCCUGCAAGGCGCAAGACUCCAAACCCGCGCCAAUACGUCGCACAACUACCGUUCCAUCCGGAAGGAGACAGUUGUUGUCCCUGCUAGCUGCGUCGUCGGCUUUGACGGCGAUAGAGCGGCCAUCGAAUGCGGUGGACAUUCCGCUGUUUGGAUUGAGGAAGAAACUGAAAGAUGCGGAGAAGGAAGCGGAGGAGAUAGUAAAGGAGGGAUUUGAAGCGGCGGAAAAGGGAAUAGAAACGGUGGAGAAAGGAAUCGUGACGGCAGAGAAGGGGAUAGAAACGGCGGAGGAGGGAAUCCAAAAGGCGGAGAAAGGGGUCGAAACGGCACUGAGUUUCGGAGGGUUGGCGCAGGCGGGAGUGGUGGCGGGAGCGGAGGUCGUCGGGAUAGUUAUUGCUACUUCGAUCGUGAAUGGUAUAUUGGGGCCCGAGGCUCAGAAAUCGUAGUUCAUGUAAGCAACUACGAAUGAUCGGUGGUUGAAUUUCAAUCAGUUCUGAAACUAUUUUUGUGGUUUGUAAUUUUUGUUAAUUUGUUGUGCUAAAUUCAUCGUGUAUAUGAAGAAACUAUCUUCAACAUUUGUGUACUUCGAUCGACGAGACUGCUCCACUAGUUUGAAGUCUUGUUUUGAUUA